Messenger RNA from Platichthys flesus (European flounder), 1304 nucleotides. RefSeq lists its product as uncharacterized. The coding region runs from base 70 to 624 and encodes 184 amino acids. NCBI's taxonomy places the organism in Eukaryota, Metazoa, Chordata, Actinopteri, Pleuronectiformes, Pleuronectidae. The transcript has 3 exons. The record is from RefSeq and is a predicted model, not a curated record.
CUCAGUGCAUGUUUUGUUUUUGUUGGGGGGGUGGAAGGGGGGGGGGGGGGGGAUGCCAAUGGCAGCAACAUGAGCGGAGCCCAACAGGACCGAGCCCUGACGGCGGGCAGCCUCGUGAACGGGACCACCGCUUUGGGUCUGCGCGACGAGGGGAUGGACACGGCCCUGUUUGAAUUCAAAGUGUUUAAUAUUGUCAUCAUCGGUCUGGCCGUGUGUAUCCUCACCAUCACCGGGCUGUACUGCGUCACUGCCUGCUACAACCGCACCAGUGCCAUAUCCUUCAUCAGGCAGUCAAAGCGAGCCCACGUGUACGAGAGCGCAGUGACCCGAGGGGUGCCGGCCGACCCCGUGGCGGUCAAAGCAGUGAAGAGGUCGACCAGCUUCCUCAACCCUCUGACCUUCUUCAGGAAGCCGGAGGCAGCGAAGGACAACUCCAGGAUCUAUUACAUCUACAGUAACCCGCUGCCCGUGGGCCUGAAGGAGGAGGAAGAGGAGGACACUAAAGUCCAACAGAGAUUUCAGGAGAAAUGUGCAAUGUCGCUGCCGCUGUUGAUCCAAGAGUACGCCAGCGAUCCGGACAGUGGCGUCCUCCUGGACCCUCCGAUGUUUUACAUGCAACUUUAGAGGGGGGUGGGGCUUUUCUCCAGGCUGAGAUUUGCAGCUGUGGCCAUGGGAUGUUAAGUCACCAUUUGCAGGGCCAUUAAAGGGGCACUCCACGGAUUCUUCAUGUUAAGUUUAUGUGUCAUAGGGAGAAUUAGUAAGUAUGUGAAAGUGGUUGUAUGAUGUCUUCUGGGGCUUUUCUGGAGGUUAGGAAAGUCUAAUAUAUGAAGUCACAUCCAUGUCCUGAGGAUUAGCUCUCAUACCAUAACAUAGCCUAACUUUAUGAAAGUUCAGAAGUGAAUCGUCGGAGUACACUACUAAUCUGUCUGUUUCUUUGUUUAUUUAGCAGAAUUACGCAAAAUCCUUCCAAGUUUCAAGGAAAUCGGUUCAGUAGUUUUUGUGCAAUCAUCACCAUGUGCACAGACAACUUGACAUGCUUCUGUUGUCUCUGUACAAAUAUACACAACCUGAAGAUACCGUGACCUGGAUCAGCACAGACACAGUUACUCAUGAGUAGUUUGUAGACAGUGAAUGGUUUACAGGCUCAGCCAAUAGGAAGUAGUUCAACAUUUUGUAAUAAUAGAAGUGGAUGCAUAACUCAAUUAAAUAGAUGCUAAUAUCAAGUAAAGGUUUAAUGCCAUUGAUAACAAAUAGGCCCUAUAAUUUUGCAUAUGACAUAUAAGGGUUUUAAUGCAUGUUAGGAU